Messenger RNA from Epinephelus lanceolatus (giant grouper), 2673 nucleotides. RefSeq lists its product as uncharacterized. Lineage: Eukaryota; Metazoa; Chordata; Actinopteri; Perciformes; Serranidae. The record is from RefSeq and is a predicted model, not a curated record.
UGUCAUCAGUGUGUUAAUCACCUGAGGGAGGAGUUUGUGAAGGAAAUGGUGAACAAACAGCUUCCAGGAUUUAGUAAACAUACAACACAGAAAAGACAUGUCAAGACCCUGAAAGACAAAGCAAAAAAAAAUAAAAAAAACAACAAAAAAACAGCUCUGGGGCAGAGAGCACAGUAUAUAUAGGUGUUACACAGGUGUUAGGUGAGGUGGGAUGAGGUGAAGUAACACCUCACUGCAGACAUGAUAAAUCCAAAGAUUUUCCUGACAGUCGCUGUACUCCUCCUGCUUACUGUCACUGAUGGCCGAUCCGCCCAGCAGGACGACAGCAACCUAUUUAGAUUUAACAUAAGAAUCCAGUUGACUGACAAUUUGAUUUGCCAUCAUCUUCAUCGUUAUCCUCAUCAUCAUCAUCAUGAUUUGGCAAAGGCGCGUGGAGACCAGAGGAUCACAGAAUUGCUGACAGAGUGUGCAUUAGAGUGUCAAAGUGUGGAUUCACCUGAAGUGGACUCCAAAGAAACUGGAGCAGUAAAGUGUAGUCUACGCUGUUCCAGUUCUCCUCAUUAUCAUCAUCCUAACCUUCGUCAUCAUCAUCGUCAUCAUCAUCAUCAUCAUCAGCAUGGUGCGGCUGAGGUUUUUGAGGAUGAGAUGAUCACAGAAUUGCUGAUGACACGUGCAAUGGAGCGCCUAGCAUGUUUGAAUUUACCUGAGCUGGACUUGACACAGGUGCAGCUGAAAAAGCUUCAGAUUGCCAUCGAUGAGAUGUUGAAGAACGUGACGACGGAUCUGGGAAGUUUGGAAUCACCUGAGAUGAACUUGAAACAAACUGAAGCAGGAUUAGGUCAUCUACGCUGUUUGAUUUCUCAUCAUCAUCAUCAUCAUCAUCAUCAUCAUCUCCUUCUUCAUUAUCGUCAUCCUCAUCAUCAUGCUGCUGAGAUGUCCAAGGAUAAAAAUAUCCCAGAGUUCCUGAUGGAUUGUGUGAUGGAGCGUCUUGAAAGUGUGGGUUUGCCUGAGAUGGACUUGACAGGGGUGGAGCUGGAAAAGCUUGAGAUGUCUAUCAACGAGAUGUUCAAGAAACUGACAACGGAUCUAGGAAGGUUGAAUUUACCUGAGAUUAAGUUGAUACAGGUGAAGAUGAAAAAGCUUCAGAUAUUCAUCAACAAGAUUUUUAAGAAACUGACAAAGGAUCCUGGAAGGUUGAAUUUACGUAAGACGAAGUUAAUACAGGUGAAAAUGGAGAAGGUUCAGAUGUUCAUCAACAAGAAGUUUAGGAAACUGACGAAGGAUCUAGGAAGGUUGAAUUUACAUGAAAUAAACUUGAAACAGGUAGAGCUGGAAAAGCUUCAGAUGUCCAUCAACGAGAUGUUCAAGAAACUGACAAUGUGUCUGCGAAGUUUGGAAUUACAGCAUCUUUGCCGCCAUCCUCAUCAUUGUCAUCCUCACCAUCAUUUGGCUGAGGCAUCUGAGGAGGAGAUGCUCAAAGAAUUCUCGAUGGAGUGGACGACAGAGCAUCUGGAAAGUUCAGAGUUACCUGUGAUGGACUCGACAGAAACUAGAGUAGGAAAAGAUCAGCACGGUUUGAUUUUGCAUUACCAUCAGCAUCCUCAUCAUCAUCGCAAUCCUCAUCACCACCGUCAUCAUCAUCAUCCUCGUCGUCAUCAUUAUCACCAUCAUCCCCAUGGCCAUCAACAUGGUUUGAUUUUGCAUCCUCUUCAUUAUCGCCAUCCUCAUCAUCCUCAUCACCAUCCCCAUCAUCAUCGUCAUCCUCAUCAUCAUCAUCACCAUCAUCAUCCUCAUCAUAAUCGGCAUCAUCAUAAUCCUCAUCACCCUCAUGGUCAUAAAUAUCAUCCCAAUCACCAUCAUCAUUCUUAUUAUUAUAAUCCUCAUCACCCUCAUGGUCAUCAACAAGGUUUGAUUUUGCAUCACCAUUGGCAUCCUCAUCAUCCCCAUCAUCCCCAUCAACGUCCCCAUCAUCAUCAGUAUCCUCAUCCUCAUCACCGUGCCCAUCAUCAUCCUCAUCCUCAUCACAAACAUCCUCAUCAUCACACUCAUCAUCAUAAUCCUAACCGACUUCAUGUUCAUAAACAUCACCCCCAUAAUCAUCACCAUCUUCACCUUCAACAUCUUCCCAGUCACCAUCAUUAUCCUCACCAUCAUAAUCCUAAACAACUUCAUGUUCAUAAACAUCACCCCAAUCAUCAUCAUCAUCAUCAUCAUCAUCAUUCUCAUCAACGUCCCCAUCAUCACCCUCAUGGCAAUCAACAAGGUUUGAAUUUGCAUCACCAUCAGCAUCAUCAUCACCAUCCUCAUCAUCCCCAUCAGCGUCCCCAUCAUCAUCAUAGCAUCCUCAUCAUCAUCGCCAUUCUCACUAUCCACAUCAUCGUCCCCACGAUCAACGUCAUCGUCAUCCUCAUCGCAAUCGUCGUCAUCAUCACCCCCAUCAUCAUCGUCAUCCUCAUCAGCAUAAUCCUCAUCACCCUCAUGGUCUUCAACAUCAUCCCAAUUACCAUCAUCAUCCUCAUCACCCUCAUGGUCAUAAACAUUAUCCCAAUCACCAUCAUUAUCCUCACCAUCAUAAUCCUAAACAACUUCAUGUUCAUAAACAUCACCCCAAUCAUCAUCAUCAUCCUCAUCAACGUCCCCAUCAUCACCCUCAUGGCAAUCAACAAGGUUUGA